Molecule: messenger RNA, 2999 nt
Organism: Ricinus communis (castor bean)
Lineage: Eukaryota; Viridiplantae; Streptophyta; Magnoliopsida; Malpighiales; Euphorbiaceae
Product: pentatricopeptide repeat-containing protein At2g19280
Exons: 5
Coding region: 256-2319 (687 amino acids)
Molecular function (GO): protein binding
Source: RefSeq, a predicted model, not a curated record
CCAUUUUUCCCCUAGUGCGAGAGAGAUGUUAGAAAUUUUAGAAAGGUUCCAAAGUCCAGAGCUCCAAGUGUAAAACUGGUUGCCAAUUCAGCUAGUCCCUAAUCGGUGACCAUAAACCCUACUUCACAGUUCUAAAACUAGUAACUACUCUCCCUAUCUCUCUCUCACAGUUAGUUUCAAGCUUUGCGCUGUUUCAGAAACCUCUGUGAAAGAUUUAAUUGAUAUGCUUAUGUAGAAUUGAAUUACAAGUUGUUAAUGAAGGGUUCAAUCUCAAGAAGCAAUAUAACAUCAAAGCUGAAGCUUGCAAGAAACAAGAAACCAUCAUCCAGAUUUUUCUCAUCAUCUACAUUAUCUCUUCGUGAGAAGGAAGAGGAUAAGGAUAUCAUUUAUUCUAAAUUUGGUCUUUUGUCAGAACCCAAGUCGAAAAGAAUUGAUUUUUUGAUUCCUGAAUAUCAGAAUCCAGAGGCAAAAUGUGUCUGGAGCUUGGGUUGUAGUACUAGGUUUAUUACUGAUUUGAGUCAGGUUAGUGUUCUUGGUGUUCUCAAUGAUCUUUUUGGGGAGAGUUUUAAUGCUGCAUUUGCUCUUUACUUCUUUAGGUUGUCUCAGUGUUGCUCUGGGUUGGAGCAUACAAUUCGAUCACUAUGUAGAUUGAUACAUAUUUUGGUUUAUGGAAAGAGGAAUUAUAGAGUGAUGGACUUGAUUCUAUUUCUUGUGAGAAAUAUUGGUGGAGCAGUUGGUGAGGAGGAAUUGUGUGAUUUACUUUUCAAAUUGGUAUAUGAUACUGGGUUCGGAACUAAGGAUUUGGAAACUGUAUACAGUAUGCUUGUUGACUGUUAUGUUACUGAGAGCAAAGUGAGUUUGGCUCUUAACUUGAUACAUGAAAUUAAGUUACUUAACAUCUUUCCUUCAAUGGGGGUUUGUAAUUCACUGCUGAAGGCAUUAUUGAGAUCGCAUCAGUUGGACUUGGCAUGGGAUAUAUUAGAAGGAAUGCAGAGCUUCGGGAUGCAUUUGAAUGCAUCUAUCCUUAGCUUAUUCAUUGAAAGCUAUUGUGCUGAAGGUAAUAUACAAAGUGGUUGGAAAAUUCUUAUGGAAAUGAAGAACUAUGGCAUUAAGGCUGAUGUAAUUGCAUACACAAUUGUGAUUGAUGCACUUUGUAAAAUUUCUUGUGUGAAAGUGGCUACUUCUUUGUUGUUUAAAAUGAUCCACUGUGGAAUUUCGGUGGAUUCAGUCUCAGUUUCUUCAGUUAUUGAUGGUUAUUGUAAGAAGGGAAGAUCAGAUAAAGCAAUAAAUCUUCUAAAUUUCUUCAACGUUAGACCUAAUAUUUUUGUGUAUAGCAGCUUUAUGACAAAGUUAUGCAAAGAUGGUAACAUGCUUGAAGCCUCAAAAACUUUUCAGGAAAUGUCCGAGUUUGGCCUGUAUCCAGAUUGUUUUUGUUAUACUAUUAUAAUCGGGGGUUACUGUAAAGUAGGAGACAUAAAUAAAGCUUUUCAAUAUCUAGGGGAAAUGUUGAAGUUUGGGAUCACACCAUCUGUGACUACAUAUACAUUACUUAUCAAUGCCUGUUGUAAGUCCGGAGACAUGGCAAUGGCAGAGUAUUUAUUGCAAAGGAUGAUGCUUGAGGGCUUGAUACCUGAUGUUGUUACAUUCAACUGUCUAAUUGAUGGCUUUGGAAAGAAGGGGUAUUUGCAAAAGGCCUUUGAGCUUUUGGAUAUUAUGAGAUCUGCUGGCAUGUCUCCUGAUACUGUGACCUAUAAUGCUCUCAUUCACAGUCUUAUUGCAAGAGGAUAUCCGAAUGAGGCAAAAGAUAUAUUACAUGAGCUUAUUAGGAGGGGUUUGUCGCCAGAUGUGAUGACUUUCACUGAUGUCAUAGAUGGAUUUUCAAAGAAGGGGAACUUUGAGGAAGCAUUUCUAGUAUGGUCCUACAUGAGUGAGCGCCAUGUGAAACCUGAUGUUGUGACGUGCAGUGCUUUACUUAAUGGAUAUUGUAGGGCGCGCCGUAUGGAUGAAGCUAAUGCUCUAUUUCUUAAGAUGCUUGAUGCUGGACUCAAACCAGAUUUGGUAUUAUAUAACAAUCUCAUACAUGGAUUUUGUAGUGCUGGCAAUAUGAAUGCUGCAUGCAACUUGGUAGCUAUGAUGAUUGAUGAUGGUUUUCUCCCCAAUAUUACUACCCAUCGGGCAUUUGCACUUGGGUUUGAGAAGAAGUGGGUGAAAAAUCCUGAGCUACAUGCAUCUUUGAAACUGAAACAGAUUCUGCUGACACAUAGUACUUGUCUUGAUGUCGAUGAGCAUCUAGCAAUGAUGCAGCAACCUCUCAGCUAAGAUGUUGCGAUUUCUGUAUAGAGUUCAACUUCGAAGCUGCCUAUGUGUUGAAACUUCAGCACCUCUUGAGAUAUGGUUUGCAGGGUGAUGCUAAUCAGAGCUAUUAUACAACAACCUUUCAACUGAGGUGCUGCUUGCUAUCCUGGGGUAGGAGUCUAAGUCAGUUUCACCAUCAGAACAUGGAGCCUAUAGCCACCAGUUUGCUAAAACAGAGAACUUAUAAUGUGGAAAUUUUCUCGUCAAUUAGUAGUUGUGGAUGAAUUUUAACUAUGGCAAGCCGUAUUCUUGGGUGGUGCAGUUUCGUCCAUGUUUCACAUUGUCAUGUCAUCCAUGGCUAAAAGAUCAAAAUUAUCCAAGUCUGGUGGAUGAGGUGCAUAUUAAUUAUACUUGUUGAGAGAGAUUAUUGCAUUCAUUUCUUUUUCUGCUGCUGCUUCUCCCUUUUGGAGUGGGGUUGACUGUUGAGGGCGCAAGUAAGCAGGAGAUUGAGCAGCAAGGAUGCUGGUGAUACUUGGAUGGGAGAGAUUCCCUUCUACUUUAGAAGAUUGUGGUGGGAUAGGAACUAUCUAGGCUUGUGCUUGUUAAUAUUGCCACAGCUCUGGAUUAUAGUAUGUAUAUUAUUUGUAUAAUUAUUUUGUUAAUAACCAAAUUAGCUUGUAAUCUUUUAUCAAUUAUUUUUUUCC